CGGCACCGGAUUGGCUGCGGCAGCCCCGGAAGCAGCUCUGCGGGGCCGGAGUGCGUGAUGGUCGGCGGAGAAAAGGAGACGGUGCGGGGCUGAAACACGGUUCGAGUCCAGGUGAAGCUUCAGCCGCACAGUCUGUCAGGAUGAUCCGUCCGUUGCUGAUGUGCUUCGUCCUCUGCGUCGUCUUCGGCAGCAGCAAGCCGACGGAGAGGAAGAGUCGAGUUCAUGACGAAGAACCCCUCAGCCACCUCGAGCACGACGACGGCAAGAACUACGACUACGACCACGAAGCCUUUCUGGGUCAGGAAGAGGCCAAAACCUUCGACAACCUCCCGCCGCAGGAGAGCAAACGGAGGCUCGGAAUCAUCGUGGAUAAAAUCGACAGCGACAAAGACGGUUUAAUCACCGAGGACGAGCUGAAGGUUUGGAUCAAGAACGCUCAGAAGAGGCACAUUUUCAACAGCGUGGAGCAUCAGUGGAAAGACUUCGACAUGAACAACGACGGCCGCAUCAGCUGGGAGGAGUACAAGAACGUCACGUACGGGAGUUACCUGGACGACCCCGACACGAACACCGAGUACAACUACACUCAUAUGAUGUCGAGGGACGAGAGACGUUUCCGAGUCGCGGACAGAAACGGAGACCUGAUCGCAGACAAAGAGGAGUUCACCGCUUUCCUUCAUCCCGAGGAGCACGAGCACAUGAAGGACAUCGUGGUGCAGGAAACGAUGGAAGACAUCGACAAGAACGGAGACGGUUUCAUCGACCUGAAGGAGUACAUCGGGGACAUGUACACCUCAGAGGACGUGGAAGAAGAUCCGGAGUGGGUGGCGUCAGAGCGUCAGCAGUUUUCUGAGUUCAGAGACAAGAACAAAGAUGGAAAGAUGGACAAAGAGGAGACUCUGGACUGGAUUCUUCCGUCUGACUACGACCACGCCGAAGCUGAAGCCAAACACCUCGUCCACGAGUCCGACGCCAACAAGGAUGGAAAACUCACCAAACAGGAAAUCCUCGACAAAUACGACGUGUUUGUUGGAAGUCAGGUGACGGACUUCGGCGAGGCUUUACUACGACACGACGAGUUCUAGAGACUCGAUGUUCAGAUUGAAAACACUGACGGCACUCGUGUUUUUUAAGGAUAAUUUAUUUUGUGAAGCUGCAGGAGAGAAAAAAAAACGUUUUAAACAGCUUCCACUGCUCGGUUUGAUGUUUUUAUAUUAUUUCACUUCUUUAUAUUGCGUCCACGUUCGGGUUGUUUCUGCUCCGGCUGACGACACAGAAUCUGGUUUGAAGUGUUUUCCUGCUGCUCUGUCAGUUCACUGAUCUCUCCUCCGUUUGGUGCCUCACUUUUUACCUGUAAACCUUCUGUUUCCUUUCUGUUAAUGGUGCCAUCGAGGGAUUUACACUAAAGUUUCGUUUCUGUUCAGAACUUUGAUUUAUUGAGAAAAAAUGUCUUGAACUGUUACUUUUUAUAUUACUGUUAAUAAUUUACAGUUUGUACUUGCACACGGACAGAAAGUCGCUGAGUCAUAUUUUGGACUUCAUGCUGUACUUUGACUUUCACAGCCUGUUUAUCAAUAAAAACAUAAAGUUUUAA
This is a messenger RNA of Morone saxatilis (striped sea-bass), 1594 nucleotides long. RefSeq names its product calumenin-A-like. The coding region runs from base 141 to 1085 and encodes 314 amino acids. The transcript has 7 exons. The record is from RefSeq and is a predicted model, not a curated record. Gene Ontology annotation, molecular function: calcium ion binding. Lineage: Eukaryota; Metazoa; Chordata; Actinopteri; Moronidae. Gene Ontology annotation, cellular component: endoplasmic reticulum.